UUGUGUAGAUGUUAGCAUUAUUGAGGUGCUUGCUUCGCUUAAAUUGUCGUUUCUUUCAGCUUGCUUCUUUCUGAGCUCCACCGUCCGUCCAAGUAAUGGCCUUCUCGCAACAGGGCUGAUCUCACUUGCUGUUGUGUGAAUGCAUCAUCCAGCCAAAGUACAGUGAGAAAGUGGAAAUUUACCGUUUUCAGUCAAUGUCAAAACAACUGUCCCCGUCCAAUUCAACGCUCCGCCUCUUCGGUGUAUGUGUUAGUCCAAAGUGCGGGGGCGUGUCCCACCUUCAUCCUUCCUGCUUUUUAACUCGGUCAACAUCAGGGCUCAGGGGAGGUUAUGCUGACAGCUGAAACGGCAACAUCUACGCUGCAUCUCAUAUGAAGGAAAUAAUGUCACAGAAAGAGAAGCUCCAGUUCCUGAAGGACUUCCACAAAGACACCUUGAAGCCAUCUCCUGGAAAGAGCCCAGGCACCCGGCCAGAGGAUGAGGCUGAAGGAAAGGCACCACAGAGGGAGAAGUGGGCCAGCAAGCUUGACUUUGUGCUCUCGGUUGCAGGCGGCUUUGUGGGUUUGGGUAACGUGUGGCGUUUCCCAUACCUCUGCUACAAGAACGGCGGAGGUGCCUUUUUAAUUCCAUACUUCAUCUUUUUGUUUGGAGGAGGCCUGCCUGUGUUCUUCUUGGAAGUGGCUCUAGGCCAGUUCACUUCUGAGGGGGGGAUUACCUGUUGGGAGAAACUGUGUCCCAUCUUCACAGGUAUCGGGUAUGCAUCUAUUGUGAUCGUGUCCUUGCUGAAUGUGUACUACAUCGUGAUCCUGGCAUGGGGGCUCUACUACCUGCUCCAGUGCUUCCAGACUGAGCUACCGUGGGCCAAAUGCAGCCGGGCCUGGAAUACAGCGAACUGUGUGGAGGACACUGUCCGCAGGAACAAGAGCUUGUGGCUGGCGGUCAAUGCAACCAACUUCACCUCUCCUGUCACCGAAUUCUGGGAACACAACGUCCUUAGCAUCUCCAGUGGUAUCGAGGAGGUGGGUGCCCUCAAAUGGGACCUUGCUCUAUGCCUGCUGGCUGUCUGGGUCAUCUGCUUCUUCUGCAUCUGGAAAGGGGUGAAGUCAACGGGGAAGGUUGUUUACAUUACUGCAACCUUCCCUUUCGUGAUGCUCUUCGUCCUGCUGAUCCGUGGUGUUACUCUACCAGGUGCAUCUGAAGGGAUCAAGUUCUAUUUGUACCCGGACUUGAGCAGACUGGCUGACCCAGAGGUUUGGAUAGAUGCAGGAACUCAGAUUUUCUUCUCGUACGCCAUCUGUCUGGGAGCGAUGACAUCACUGGGGAGCUACAAUAAGUACAAGUACAACUGCUACAGGGACUGUUUGCUGCUGGGAGGCCUGAACAGCGGAACCAGCUUUGUGUCUGGCUUCGCAAUAUUUUCCGUCCUGGGCUUCAUGGCACAAGAGCAAGGGGUGGACAUUGCCGAUGUGGCAGAGUCAGGACCGGGCCUGGCCUUCAUCGCUUAUCCCAAAGCUGUGUCCAUGAUGCCAUUUCCAACUGUCUGGGCCAUUCUCUUCUUCAUCAUGCUUCUGCUCUUGGGCCUUGAUAGUCAGUUUGUUGAAGUGGAAGGACAGAUCACUUCCCUGGUCGAUCUGUAUCCAUCCUUCCUAAGGAAGGGCUACCGGAGGGAAAUCUUCAUAGCUAUAGUGUGUAUUGUGAGCUACUUUCUGGGACUUACCAUGGUAACGAAAGGCGGCAUGUACGUGUUUCAGCUCUUUGAUUACUAUGCAGCCAGUGGUGUGUGCCUUCUAUGGGUUGCAUUCUUUGAAUGUGUAGCUGUAGCCUGGGUUUAUGGCGUUGAUAAUUUCUACGAUGCAAUUGAAGACAUGAUUGGCUACAGACCCAGUCCUUGGAUGAAACUAAGCUGGACAAUCAUCACUCCUGUGCUUUGUGUGGGGUGCUUUGUCUUCUCCUUGGUCAAGUACAAACCGCUGACAUACAACAAGACCUACCAGUACCCAGAUUGGUCCAUUGGCUUGGGCUGGGCCCUAGCACUGGCCUCCAUGGUCUGCAUCCCCAUGGUGGUGGUCAUCAAGAUUAUUCGUUCAGAUGGCCCUCUGAUCGAGCGCAUCAAAGCGGUUGCUGCACCAGUGAAGGGUGGGGGAUCCUCCCGUCCUGCCAGUUACCAGACCAAGGGCAAUAAACUCGCUAUUCCCUUGGACCUGAGUGGAAACAGCGGCCUGAUGAAGCCCACCCACACCAUUGUGGAGACGGUGAUAUGAUCGCUCUCUAUGAGAGGAGAAAAAAACAACCUGCUCGCUGUGUUAUUGUAUACUUGCUCACUUUGAUAGUUGUAGGACUGUUUACAUUGCUAUAUAUCUUCAUUAGUGAUUUUAAUGUUUUCUACCAAACAUUUUGUUUUUGUUUAUAUUCCUGGUGUUUUUAAUCAGUUUUAUUAUGCUGUUAUUAUUAACGUUACCGUUGCUGUAGCUAAGGGGAAUAUUGGUCUCGGCCAUGUGGCAGUAUUGUCAGAUAGGGUGUAAUUUUUUUUUUUUUUUUUUUUUUUUACUUUCAUUUUUAAAUUUCCUUAUUUUGUGUAGCUAAUGGACAACAGACUCUCUGGGGUAGGAAGAAAAAGAUAAAUAUUUAAACAAUAAGAGCUAAUAGUGUAAUUUGUGCUUGAAAGUAAGACUUCAGUAUGUCAUUGUAUUCAGGAAAAAGGACCCUGUAUAUCUCAAACAUGUCUUCUUGUCAUAGUGCCAGUGUCCACAUCUGGUGCGGUUGUGGUUUUUGUUGUGUUCGGUGUUUGUUGUGACAUGCAAGUGAAUGUAAUUCCAGUGGCAGAGCCAGGACAUAUGGCAUAUAUCCUACAGGCAUAGAACUCCCUGUCUUACAGGAUGGAGAUUAUUCAGUGUGUGAUAUGGUGCUGGUGUAGAUGCUGAUUUAAAGGGCAGUUAGAUAUGUACUGCGGUGCCCCUGACUUCAUCCCUGCUUUGUCACCCCCCCCCCCGACAUUUGCGUUGCUCCUCAUACGAUGAUUCCAGAAGGGUUUUCUUUGGUUUACCUUCUUAUACUACUGGUGGCCAGUUGUAAGAGUGACACACAAUCACUGCUUCCCUGUACAUCCCUUCUCGCAAGCAAACCACUGAUGGCAGAUGCAGAACUUGCCAGAAAUGUACCAACAUUUAACACGAGCACAUUGAAAACUUGCUCAGGCCCACAGCUUCUUUUGGGCAGCUUGUUAGGUUUUAAAAUAUUCCGUGUUUGGAUACUGGAUCUUAAAUAUUUGAAGACUCUACCCUGUCUGCUUCUACCUCCAUUCCUUAACUGGUGUGUCUAUCACUAUUUCCCUUGCCUAUCCUUAUUUAUCUAUUUAUAUCUAUCUAUUUCUCUCUCUAUCCUGAUUUCUUUCUGUCCUUAAUUCUGUUUUUCCUGCCCAGUCCUCAACCAAAAUAUUUACUCUUCAAAUUCACUGCCUUUAAAAUGAAUGGAUAGAAAAACUGAGAGGUGUGAGCCACUGCUCUGUUGCUGCAAAUAUACAAACUUACCAAUGAACAGACCAAAGACCAUCAGGAUAAAUUUGUCUGAAAUCAACAAUUACUAAAAAUUAACUUCUAAUUAUGUUAUGCACUUCAACUUUACAAAGUUGUUGGUUUUAAGUUUUAGUCAUGUUUUUUUUUUUUUUUCCCCCCUCCAUAGGAAGCUAUAUCUUCAGCAAAAAGCAUUCUUUUGUCCUUCCUGGAGAUUUAACGAAAUAAUUUCAUUUGAUUGUUAGCAUCUGAAUCCUUCAAUGCAAUUUUAUUGUCCAUUAAUAUUAGUGUUCUCACUUAUCUAUCCUUCACUUUCAGUAAAAUCUUUUUGAAAUUUAAUUAAAUCUUUUUAUUGUUUAAGUCAUGAACAUGGAAAAUAUAUAAUCAGAAAUAUUUUACUGCAGAAUGUAUUUUGGACCUUUAAUUAAAAUCCACAAGUGUGGUUCUGAUGGAGAAAUCUGAGACCCCUGGUGACAGAGUCCUCCUCCAUUAAAGUCCAGCUGACUCUGUCUGGCAGAUGGGGAAGGAUUCCUCCUGCAGGAAUGGACCGACAUUCCACUGAGAAGACCUACCAAACAUUUAUAGUUUUCAAAGGAAAGGUCUUCUUUAUUUUAAAAAGCAUGUUUUUAAACAGGUACAGUUUUGAGAAGUAGCAGUUUUUAUAAUUUUCAGAAGUUAUUUGCUAAACAGAUGCAAUCAUAUUUUUCAAUGUUUUUUUACAACAUUUGAAACUUUCUGAAACAGUUAAUAAAUUGAUUGUUGAUUGGAAAAGUCUUUGCUUUCCAAGAGUGUUGCAUGCAUUUCCAAUGACUGUAGUGCACAGAGCAGCCACAGAACAUGUGCUUGAUUAUAAUGUGUGUCUGAGAGACACAUUACACUGCCUCAUAUCACAUAUGACUUGGAAUUAGGAUCCUGCAUAAAAGUUUUUUUUUUUUUUUUUUUUUUUAAAUCCCUAAAAUGAUCAAAAAUAAGCAAGGAGUGUAGUUCUUAAUGACCACCGCCGUUGACUGCCAAAUAGAAGGGCCAUGUAAUAGAACAUCGCGUUAAUGGCAGGAAAAGGCAUCCAAAAGUUUUUAUUCACUCGAUUCAUUUACACAAAAUAUCGCAAGACAAAAGUAAGUUUCAAGCAUUCAGAGGAACUGUGAUACAAGAACUGCACUUGUUUAACCAUUUCCUGAAAUGGCCCAUGCUGGAAGAUGUCUCCCACACAACAAAGAUUAUCAUUUUGACUAAAUAAAAACUGCCUUUGUAGGUUGAUGAUAAUUGACCUACAAAUUUUUUUUUUUUUUAUUCUGAUCAUGUUAUAUACAUAUAGUGUAUAUAAUGUGUGUGUAUAUAUAUGCUGCAUUCUUAAUGCAGUAAAACCUUUAGAAUUCAACUGAAAAAAUUCAUACCUCUCAGAUAUAACUGAUUAAACAGAUCCCAUAAUUAAAAACAUUCAAAACUUGACAUGUGCUUUUUUACUAAAUGUAUCAUAUUAGAAAUGAUGUUGUCCAGUAAUUAACUGAUUUUGUUGUUUAAAAAACUCACUGGUAUCAUCCACAGUGUUCUGUAUUUAAGCAUUAGUUACAUCUCAUCAGCCAGACACUGCAGGCUGCCCUGCUCUUUUCUGUAUUUCAGUGUACUGCCUUGUAUACUGUCAUUCCACAUUGAAUCCUGUGAAAUGUUAUAAACUUUAUUACUCUGUGCUGUUAAAGCAUCUUCUUGCAUUUUUCGAACAAACGAAACUUUAGGUUCUUUGCUUUUGCUUUGAUAGAACUUCGUGUUUCUAUAACUUUGUGAGAAGAAAAUAAACACUUUAAUGAUG
Molecule: messenger RNA, 5316 nt
Organism: Scleropages formosus (Asian bonytongue)
Lineage: Eukaryota; Metazoa; Chordata; Actinopteri; Osteoglossiformes; Osteoglossidae
Product: sodium- and chloride-dependent taurine transporter-like
Exons: 14
Coding region: 372-2261 (629 amino acids)
Biological process (GO): amino acid transport; taurine transmembrane transport; sodium ion transmembrane transport
Cellular component (GO): cell projection; plasma membrane
Molecular function (GO): gamma-aminobutyric acid:sodium:chloride symporter activity; taurine:sodium symporter activity
Source: RefSeq, a predicted model, not a curated record